AUGAGGCUACCUCGGGGCGUUGUGCAGGCAGCAACAGCAGCAGGAGCAGCAGCAGCAGCAGUAUCAAGAGGAGCAUCGCCUGCAGCCACAAGAGGGCCUACAGCAGAACCAGCAGCAGCAGCAGCAGCAGCGCCAGGAAGGGGAAAGCGCGGAAGAGGAGGGGCACGGGGCCGGGCUGGGAGUGCCAAGUGUGCCUACCCCAGUUCUGACGAUCUUCUAUGGGGGGAUGGUCCACGUGUACCAGGACGUGCCUUCAGACAGGGCCCAGGCGAUAAUGCUAUUGGCUGGAUCAGGCACCACCGCCUCCUCCUUCCCUCUCCCCCCCAAUCUCCUAACCGCGCAGCACUCCUCCAUCUCCACCCCUCGCAGCCCUCUCCCUUCUCCCUCCUCCCUCACUCCCCCACACCCGUCCUCUCUCCCUUCACCCAGCCACCAUCACUCACUCGCCUCUGGCCCCUCCUCCUCCUCUGCCCAGUACAUUUCAGCGCUGCUCUCUUCUCCAUCUCACUCUGCCCUCCCCUAUGCUUCUGCUCCUUCAGUCUCCUCUCUGUCUGCCGCUCCCUUCUCGUCGCCCUCUGUUGCUCCCUUCGCUUCUUCAUCUGCUCCUCCCCUCGCCUCCUUGUCGUCCCAACCCUUGAGAGCAAUGGAUAA
Closterium sp. Yama58-4 is the source of this 651-nucleotide messenger RNA. Lineage: Eukaryota; Viridiplantae; Streptophyta; Zygnematophyceae; Desmidiales; Closteriaceae. The record is from the annotation of a GenBank genome assembly.